Neoarius graeffei (lesser salmon catfish) is the source of this 1833-nucleotide messenger RNA. RefSeq names its product hspb associated protein 1 (gene hspbap1). Gene Ontology annotation, molecular function: 2-oxoglutarate-dependent dioxygenase activity. The record is from RefSeq and is a predicted model, not a curated record. NCBI's taxonomy places the organism in Eukaryota, Metazoa, Chordata, Actinopteri, Siluriformes, Ariidae. The transcript has 8 exons. Bases 359 to 1741 code for a protein of 460 amino acids.
UCUCUUCCCGUCUGAUUUUUUUUAAAUAUAAAAAACAAAACAUAGUAAGCUCUCAUGUGAGUUUGUUUACAAGGCUAAAUCAGAAAAGAGUACUCUUCUGUUUUCUGCGAGGUUGAGUGAGCUGCUAUGUUUUUUAUGUUUGAACUUGCCCAGCUUAACUGCGUUUAUAUAAAGUUCACCUAGAGAGAAAAAUAAAACAGGUAGCCAUGAGCUAGUAUUUGUGUCGCUGAAAUAGUUUGCAGGUCGAAACGGCUGGCCGUGAUUAUUCUGGCUCACCACGCAUGGGUCUUCAUAUACAAAUACAAUGGCAGGACAGAGCUGAUUAUUCUCUAACAUACAUUUUACGCUUUAAAUAGAUAUGGCCACUAAACCCUUCAGGCCAGAGGAAGCACGUAGGAUCAUGCGGUUUCUGCAUAGGCCAGCAGUUUUCCUCAACAUGACUGAUAACUGGCCAGCACGGGACUGGACUCUGGAACAUCUGGUAGUUCAUCUAGAAGAGCAGUCUGUGUGUUUUCGUAUUGGGAAACAGUGUAAACAGAAAUCUCCUCUCUUUGAGACAGAGUGCUCAUAUGUUGAAGCAACUCUUGCGCAGUUUCUGUGUUGGACGAGGGGAAGUGACGCUGCAUCUGAAGGCCCAUUUGCUGAUUAUCCCCUUUCAGAGUACUGGGCUUAUGCAGACUACAAGUAUAUUGCGCUUCUUUUUCAGGACAAGGCCACCAUGUUUAAGGAUGUAGUGUGGUCUGACUUUGGCUAUCCAGGCCGUGAUGGAAGAGAGAGCACUCUUUGGGUUGGUACGAAUGGUGCCAACACUCCAUGUCACCUGGACUCCUAUGGAUGCAAUCUUGUCUUCCAAAUUCAAGGCAGAAAACGCUGGCAUCUCUUUCCUCCUGAUGAUACAGAAUGUAUGUACCCAACACGUAUACCAUAUGAGGAGUCCAGCGUGUUCAGUCAGGUCAACAUAAUACAUCCAGACAUGCGCCGAUUCCCUGCUUUCCGAAGAGCUAGAGCCCACUGUGUCACGCUGGAGCCGGGUCAGGUUCUUUUUGUCCCAAGACACUGGUGGCACUAUGUGGAAUCAGUAGACCCAGUAACUGUCAGUGUCAACUCAUGGAUUGAGAUGGAGGUGGAUGAUGAAACCCGAAUAGGAGAAGCUCUGAGCAAGACCAUUAUCUGUGCGCUAAAGACUAAACCAAGUGUAGAUAACAAAGACAACUGGCUCAAUCCUACUGAGGAUGGGAUCGCUACACAUGAUGAAAACAUGCAGUACUUGAAUCUAGCAGUGAAGGCUUACAUGAAUAAAAGGGGCUUACAUACUGAAGACCAGGCCAGAUGUGCAGAACAACCCAGUCCCUCAGCUUUGAAGCGGGAUUCUGGUGGUCAUUUGAAGGCCCAUGUCAUUGAACCCGUCACCUCUUUUUCAUUGCCCUAUGGACCGCACCUCAUCCCUGUCACUUGUCAUGCAGACACGUCUCAGAAAUCCACAGUGACAAACCUCAAAGAGACUUUCAUUUCAAAAGAUGAUGCGCUCUUUUACACGCAGAAAAGAGCAAAGCCCCUGCAUACAGAUAUACAUGGAAAAGAAGAGGCAAUCAGUAUACCAGAGCAGGAAGAUGAUGAUGGAAAUGCUGGUGCAACAUGUGGUCGAAUAUCCACCAAUGAUGUGCUGGACUGCCUGCUGCAUCCUGAUGUUAUUGCCCUUGUUACAAAGCUAAUGAUAGGCAGACAGAAAGAGUUUGACUAGACAACUCAGCAAGCAAUUUUAUACACUGUAUUAACUUUACACAUAAAAUAUUGAUGUCAAUAAAGACUUAAUUGCUAAUAAUUAUUAAUCAU